Molecule: messenger RNA, 795 nt
Organism: Strongyloides ratti
Lineage: Eukaryota; Metazoa; Nematoda; Chromadorea; Rhabditida; Strongyloididae
Exons: 4
Coding region: 1-795 (264 amino acids)
Source: RefSeq, a predicted model, not a curated record
AUGUAUAUGAAGAAAUAUUUUAUUUUUCUUAUAAUUUUAUGUUACGCUGAAGUUAAUGGACGCAUUUUUGAUUCUUCAAUUCAUUUGAGAAUUAAACGAGAUGGUAAGCUAAGUACAAGGUGGUUUACAAGAAAAGGUGGAAUAGAUAUUCCAAUAUCAUUAACAAGCGUAAUAACAUGUUUAACUGCUGGUAUUAAUGAAGCUUUUUGCCUUGGACCAAGAGUUAAUAUUUUUGAACCUAGGAAACUUGUUGCUACAGAUAAAGUUGGAUAUUUCCAUGGUUUUAGAAAUGGUGUUGAUUUAAGGAUGCUUGAAAAUGCAGGAAUAUAUGGAAUGUCAGAGGGAAACACAGAAGUUGGUCACCGGGUUGGUGCAACAGUUGCAGAUAGAGGAGUAGAAUUUGGAGCCGGACAACAAAUUUUUAAUUAUUAUAAAGACAAUCUUGGAGGAGUUGUUGAAGCUGACAAUAAUGGUUUUGGUUUAGAUUUAGGUUAUCGUGCUGCUGCGGCAGAUGAUAAAGUUAAAGUUCAAGCAACUUUAUUUGGUAUUACUGUCGGAAACCCACAAGGAGAUAUUGCUAAUCCACCUAUUAUGCCUGGCAGUAAAUAUAGAACACCGACAUCAUAUUAUUUUAGAAACUUGGCUACUGGUAAUAGAGCAGGAUUAGCUAUGUCCCAGCCACAAACAAGAGACCAAUGGUAUAAGUCACAAUUUUAUAACUAUGGAGAUGAAUACAGAACACCAAAAGAACGAGCAUGUCCUUGGUGCUUUGCAUCGGGAUCUCUUGGAAAAUAA